AUGCCGUCUAUGACACCGGAGAAGAACUGUCUCUCGGAAGAUACGACAAGUAGAGAAGUCGACGGCGUCGGCAUUCUCGUCAGCACGAGUUUGUCUAUGAACAUCGAUUCAUUUGAGCAGCUUACAACCCGAGUCGGACGUUUACGAUUAAAAAGAUGUGGAUCAAUGCCGGCUUCGACACUCUUCGUCGUUUACGCGCCAACAUCAAACUAUGACAAAGAAGAAGUCGAAGCGUUCUAUAUGGACUUGGAGAAGUUCUACAGAGAAGACCAUACAUUCUUCAAUUUCAUCACUAGAGAUUUCAAUGCCAAGACUGGAUGA
Messenger RNA from Angiostrongylus costaricensis, 321 nucleotides. Lineage: Eukaryota; Metazoa; Nematoda; Chromadorea; Rhabditida; Metastrongylidae. The record is from the annotation of a GenBank genome assembly.